This is a messenger RNA of Diversispora eburnea, 1305 nucleotides long. NCBI's taxonomy places the organism in Eukaryota, Fungi, Glomeromycota, Glomeromycetes, Diversisporales, Diversisporaceae. The record is from the annotation of a GenBank genome assembly.
AUGACCAUCAAUCUACCGUCAGAUUGUCUCGCUCACAUUUUUUCAUAUUUUGAAUUCGAUGUAAAAUCAUUACAUUCUUUUCUAUUCGUAUCACGAAAUUGGUGCCUAAACGUAACUCCGAUAUUAUGGAAAAGAACAUUUUAUAUUACAUUUCGUAAUUCUUUUUCAUCUAGAAAAAGAAGUAAAUUAAUAUCAACUUAUUUAUUAUGUUUAGACUGGAAUUGGUAUUCUUAUCAAUCAUUGGAUGAACAAAGAUCAAUAAAUUUUGAUAAAAAGAAAUAUUCUGAUUAUGAUGAUUAUGAUGAAUGUCGAAAACUUUAUUUAACUAGAGAACUCAUUAAUCAUUUUAUUAGAAGAUCAAUCACGAUUGAUUAUUUGGCUUUAACUGCAAAUGAUAUAGAAUUUAUAAUUCCUUCAGGAUUUUGUUGCUUUCCUUUAGAAUGUUGGCAUCAUAAUAAUGCAUUAAAAUAUAUUCAAACAUUUAUAUUUAAUGGGAACAAUACUUUUAAUAAUAAAUGUUAUGAACUUUAUGAAGCUCUUGCUUUAUGUUGCAAAAGUAUUAAAUUCUUAUCUAUUCAAGGAGGAAUUGGAGAUAAUUCAAAUGAUAGUGAUGUUGGUGAAUCAUUAGCAAAUUUAAUUCAAAAUCAACGUCAUCUUGUUAAAUUUUCUCUUUGGGAUGUUCAACAAAGUAAUCAAUUAUCUUCAAUUAUUAAAGCCAUAACAUUACGUAAAGGAAAACUCAAAUAUUUAGAAUUUAGAUUUUGUAAUUUUUCAAAUUGUGAUUUACUUUUUGAAAAUUUAGCUAAAUCUUGUUCAGAAUUAACUACCCUUAAAUUAAUUAAAUGUGGAGAUAUUCAAAGUAAUCUUAAUCCUAUCACAUUUUCAACUCCUAUAUUUCCUGAUUUAAAUUGUUUAGAUUUACAAGGAACUCGGGUACCCAGUAAAUCUUUAAAAACAAUUUUUAAAGGAGUAAAUAUUGAUUUAAGAAUUGUUCAUGUAGAAGGAAUAGAAGUUGGAUUAAGAGUAAUCGAAAGGAUUGCCGAUUAUUGUCCUAAUAUAACUCAUCUUGAAGCUCACGUAAGAAAAGACAAACUUUUACAAUUAGAAAUCCUUUUUCGUUCAUGUAAAAAUUUGUCAAGUUUAAAAUUUUAUGAAUAUAUUAGUUUUGGUAGUGUAUGGCAACAUUUAAAUGUAAUUAAAAAAUAUUCCUGGAAAAAAGGAUUGAAGAUCAAAAAACAUUACGCAGGAAAUUAUCGAGAAUUACUUAUGAGAGAAUUAGGACAUGUGAUUGUUGAAUUUGAGUAA